AUGGCUGAUGUGGCCUCCGGCUUGGAGGGGCUGGAUCUGGGGGCCCUGAGCCCAGAGCAGCAGGCACAGCUCAUGGAGUUCAAGAUUAACACUCGCAUUGCCAAUGAGAAGUACCUGAGGUCUCACAAAGAAGUUGAGCUGCUGCUAUCAGGAUUUCUGAGAGAAGUUAUGCUGAGAAGACCAGAGAAUAUCCCUGAGUUUGCAGCAGAACAUUUUACAGAUCCGGAGCUUCCAAUGAAGACGCAGAAAAAACUAGCGGAAAAAGCAAACCAGGGGAAUUGA
This is a messenger RNA of Emys orbicularis (European pond turtle), 282 nucleotides long. It is a transcript of the gene RIIAD1, whose product is annotated as regulatory subunit of type II PKA R-subunit domain containing 1. The record is from RefSeq and is a predicted model, not a curated record. The transcript is spliced from 4 exons. NCBI's taxonomy places the organism in Eukaryota, Metazoa, Chordata, Testudines, Emydidae. Bases 1 to 282 code for a protein of 93 amino acids.